CCAGCGCCGGACCCGGCGGGGUUCUUAAAGGGGAACCUGCGGGGCGAGAGUUCGAAGCCGGUGGGAGGCCCGCCCGUCGGCGUCAGGAGGAUUAUUGCUUCGCCUUCCCUCUCUGCCUUGCAGACCGCAGCAGUUUCCAUGAACUGACCUGAUUUUAUUAGCAUCGCCCUUUCCCAAGCAAGUCCUGCAGUUGCUGGAGAAAUUAAGUAGUGAACGAGAAUGUCUUUAUUUAAAGCCCGUGAUUGGUGGUCUGCUGUUCUGGGGGAAAAAGAAGAAUUUGAUCAAGGCUGUUUGUGUUUAGCCGAUGUUGACAAUACUGGAAAUGGACAAGAUAAAAUAAUUGUGGGUAGCUUUAUGGGAUACCUCCGAAUCUUUAACCCCCAUCCUGUAAAAACAGGAGACAGAGCACAAGCUGAAGAUUUGCUCCUGGAAGUUCAUCUACGAGAUCCAAUACUACAAGUGGAAGUGGGAAAGUUUGUUUCAGGUACUGAAAUGCUUCAUUUGGCUGUGUUGCAUUCUAGAAAACUUUGUGUCUACUCUGUCUCAGGAACCUUGGGUAACGUGGAACAUGGGAACCAAUAUCAGAUCAAACUGAUGUAUGAACAUAACCUCCAAAGAACAGCCUUCAAUAUGACUUACGGAUCUUUCGGUGGCGUGAAAGGUCGAGAUUUAAUUUGUAUCCAGUCUAUGGAUGGGAUGCUGAUGGUGUUCGAGCAGGAAAGCUAUGCCUUUGGGAGGUUUCUCCCUGGUUCGCUCUUGCCUGGCCCUCUGGCCUACAGUUCCCGAACAGAUUCUUUCAUUACUGUCUCCUCCUGCCGACUGGUGGAAAGUUACAAGUACCAAGUACUUGCUUUCGCAACGGAUGCAGAUAAAAGACAGGAGACUGAACAGCAAAAACUUGGUUCUGGAAAAAGACUUGUCGUAGAUUGGACUCUCAAUAUUGGAGAGCAAGCCCUUGAUAUCCGUAUUGUGUCUUUCGAUCAGUCAGCAUCUUCUGUUUUUGUUCUCGGUGAAAGAAACUUUUUUUGCCUGAAGGAUAAUGGACGGAUUCAGUUCAUGAAGAAGCUGGACUGUAGUCCAGGCUGCUUUCUCCCCUACUGCUCAGUUUCUGAAGGAACAGUAAAUACUUUGAUUGGAAACCAUAAUAGCCUGUUGCACAUUUAUCAGGACGUGACACUGAAGUGGGCCACUCAGCUCCCCCAUGUUCCUGUGGCCAUAAGAGUGGGCUCGUUACAUGAUUUAAAGGGAGUGAUAGUCACUCUGAGUGAUGAUGGUCACUUGCAGUGUUCAUACCUGGGGACAGACCCUUCUUUGUUCCAAGCUCCAAAAGUUGAAUCCAGAGAACUAAACUAUGAUGCACUUGAUAUGGAGUUGAAAGAACUUCAGAAAAUCAUCAAAGAUGUGAACAAGUCACAAGGUGUUUGGCCCGUGACUGAGAGAGAAGAUGACUUGACAGUUUCUGCCAUGGUUUCUCCUAACUUCGAUUCCGUGUCUCAAGCUCCUGACGUCGAAGUGGGAACUGACCUUGCCCCUUCAGUCACAGUGAAGGUAACACUGCAGAGCCGAGUGGCAUUACAAAAAGCCAAGUUAUCAGUCUAUGUGCAGCCACCUUUAGUAUUGUCACGUGACCAAUUCACUUUUGAAUUGAUGGCACCAGAGAUGACUAGAACAGUAGCCUUUUCUGUUUUUCUGAAAGGAAGUUAUGCGCCACCGGAACUGGAAGGAAAUGCUGUUGUUUCUUACUCCAGACCAACAGAUCGAAAUCCUGAAGGCAUUCCUCGAGUUAUCCAAUGUAAAUUUAGACUUCCCCUGAAAUUAAUCUGCCAGCCAGGUCAGCCUUCAAAAAUUGCAAGCCACAAACUAACUAUUGAUACCAACAGACCUCCAGUCAGCCUCCUCAGUCUCUUCCCAGGCUUUGCCAGCCAGUCAGAUGAUGAUCAGGCGAAUGUCAUGGGUUUUCGCUUCCUAGGCGGCUCCCAAGUCACUCUUCUUGCUUCCAAGACCUCCCAACGAUACCGCAUUCAGAGUGAACAAUUUGAGGAUCUUUGGCUCGUAACCAAUGAGCUUAUCAUCCGCCUUCGAGAACAUUUUGAAAACCAGGGAAUCAAAGAUUUCGCUUGUUCCUUUUCUGGAUCCAUGCCCCUUCAGGAGUAUUUCGAGUUGAUUGACCACCAUUUUGAGCUGCGGAUAAAUGGUGAAAAGUUGGAAGAACUCUUAUCUGAAAGAGCUGUGCAAUUUCGGGCCAUCCAGCGGCGGCUGUUAACAAGGUUCAAAGAUAAAACACCUGCCCCCCUCCAGCACCUUGACACCCUGCUGGACGGAACCUACAAGCAGGUAAUCGCUCUAGCAGAUGCCGUGGAGGAAAACCAGGACCGUCUGUGCCAGUCAUUCACCAGGCUGAGAAGUGCCACCCACCUGGUGAUCCUGCUGAUUGGGCUGUGGCAGAAGCUCAGUACCGACCAGGUGGCCAUCCUGGAAGCGGCGUUUCUGCCUCUGCAGCACAACACUCAGGAAUUGGGCUGGGAAGAGACAGUGGACGCUGCUGUAUCCCACCUCCUGAAGACCUGCCUGUCGAAGAGUUCGAAGGAGCAGGCCUUGAACCUCAGCAGCCAGCUGAGCAAACCCAAGGACACCAGCCGCCUGAAGAAGCACAUCACCCUGCUCUGCGACCGCUUGGCCAAAGGUGGCCGGCUGUGCCUGAGUGCGGACGCGGUGGCCCCGCCCACCAUGGUCAUGCCAGGUGGCUGUGCUCCGAUCCCAGAGUCAGACCUAGAAGAAAGAUCAGUAGAACAAGACUCCGCUGAACUGUUCAGCAGCCACAAGCACCUCAUUGCAGAGAUGCCCCUGCCUGAAGUCUCACCCCUCCAAGGAGUCUCGGAGUAGCUCACGUAGAGGUGUCCGGUUGAGGGGAAGAUGGCUUUCCCCAGACUGAUGCUGUGAGGACCCCGUGCCCGGCACAGAUGUAGGGCUGGCCCAGGCGCUCCAUCUAGCUCACCUGUCUGGAGGGGACACUGUGUAGAGAUGGGGACCGGGACUUUUUAUUUUGCUAGGAGGACUCGUAGCACCACGGGCAAGUCCUUUGAAACUUCUCAGCAGGAAAGGAUGUUGCUGCGGCUUGGUCCUCUGUACAUUGGUCCAGCCACGGGAUACGGUGAGAUGACAUCUUUCGGGGACAGACUUUAUAACGCAGAGACCUAGAUCCAAAAUAAUUUGAUACCCAUUAUUUUUCACAGAAUUCUUAUACAGCACAUGUAUCAAGUUUAAUAAAACAUCUCAUUGUCAAACAA
This is a messenger RNA of Miniopterus natalensis, 3287 nucleotides long. RefSeq names its product Bardet-Biedl syndrome 9 (gene BBS9). Lineage: Eukaryota; Metazoa; Chordata; Mammalia; Chiroptera; Miniopteridae. The record is from RefSeq and is a predicted model, not a curated record. Gene Ontology annotation, cellular component: membrane; BBSome. Gene Ontology annotation, biological process: cilium assembly.